GAGCACAUUCUCGUUCUCCACAUUGUGUUGAGCUUCACACAGCUGUCUCAGCCUCCAGCCCACUUUGGUGAAGGAGAUCCCAGACUUUCUAGACAACAUGGACUUCAACGGAACAUGGCAGGUUUACUCUCAGGAGAACUAUGAGGAGUUCCUCAGGGUCAUGGAACUCCCAGAAGAUGUCAUCAAGAUGGCCAAGGACAUCAAGCCAAUUACUGAGAUCAAGCAGAAUGGCAAUGACUUUGUUGUCACCUCCAAAACCCCUGGAAAGACUGUGACCAACUCCUUUACAGUUGGCAAGGAGGCUGAUAUCACCACCAUGGACGGCAAGAAGCUCAAGUGCGUUGUCAAUCUGGAGGGUGGCAAACUGGUCUGCAAAACCGGCAAGUUCUGCCAUAUCCAAGAACUCAAGGGAGGAGAGAUGGUUGAGACAUUGACCAUGGGCUCAACAACUCUUGUGAGGAAGAGCAAAAAGAUGUAAACUUGGCAGUGAAGAAACCAAUGUCUAUUUAAAUAAAAGUGUCGCUUAAUAGGA
Toxotes jaculatrix (banded archerfish) is the source of this 532-nucleotide messenger RNA. It is a transcript of the gene fabp10a, whose product is annotated as fatty acid binding protein 10a, liver basic. Gene Ontology annotation, molecular function: fatty acid binding. Gene Ontology annotation, biological process: fatty acid transport. Lineage: Eukaryota; Metazoa; Chordata; Actinopteri; Toxotidae. The transcript is spliced from 4 exons. The coding region runs from base 98 to 478 and encodes 126 amino acids. The record is from RefSeq and is a predicted model, not a curated record. Gene Ontology annotation, cellular component: nucleus; cytosol.